AUGAACCUCAACUUCACCGCGCCCGUGCACCCCGUCUCGGCGCCGCGGCCCACCUCCUUCUUCAUCGAGGAUAUUUUGCUGCACAAGCCCAAGCCUUUGCGGGAGGUGCCUCCCGAGCACUUCGCCGGCUCCUUAGCCUCCCGCGUCCCUCUCUUGGACUAUGGGUACCCCCUGAUGCCAGCCCCCACCAUCCUGGCGCCGCACCCGCACCCUGCCCUGCACAAGCCGGAGCACCAUCACCCCUACUUCCUCACCGCCUCGGGAGUGCCGGUGCCAGCCCUCUUCCAGCACCACGCUCACGCCGAGCUGCCCGGGAAGCACUGCCGCCGCCGCAAAGCCCGCACCGUCUUCUCCGACUCGCAGCUCUCCGGCCUGGAGAAGAGGUUUGAGAUCCAGCGCUACCUCUCCACGCCCGAGCGGGUGGAGCUGGCCACGGCCCUCAGCCUCUCCGAGACCCAGGUGAAAACCUGGUUCCAGAACCGGCGCAUGAAGCACAAAAAACAGCUGAGGAAAAGCCAGGACGACCCCAAGCACCCGGGCGGCGAGGAGAGCCGAGAGCAGAGCUCCCCGGAGCCCGAGCUGCCCGAGGCGGCCGCCGCCGAGCCCCGCAAGGGCCCCCCCGGCCCCUUCCUGCUGCAGGACCCCGAGGACGAGGUGGAUGUCCUGGAGGAGGGGGACCUAUGCGCCGCCCCCCACCGCCUCUAG
This is a messenger RNA of Rhea pennata, 705 nucleotides long. RefSeq names its product brain specific homeobox (gene BSX). Gene Ontology annotation, biological process: regulation of DNA-templated transcription. The coding region runs from base 1 to 705 and encodes 234 amino acids. The transcript has 3 exons. Lineage: Eukaryota; Metazoa; Chordata; Aves; Rheiformes; Rheidae. The record is from RefSeq and is a predicted model, not a curated record. Gene Ontology annotation, molecular function: DNA-binding transcription factor activity, RNA polymerase II-specific; DNA binding.